AAUUCGUGUUUGGUCCGAGACAGGGCCGAGAUACCUCAUCUCGUUUGUAUCUGCAAUUUUCAGAUACAAAAUUAUUUCAAAAUAAUAGUUAAUAAUUUUUAAACAAGUAUGUUUAUCGUUUAACUAUCGUGAUAAGGAUAAGUUUUAAGCAUGUUUGAUUAACCUCGCGAAUCAAAUAUAACACAUUCGGCGAACAAGUUCGUCCGGCAAAAGUGCGACGAAAAUGUCGAGCGAUAAUGGCAACCAAGUGAUUUACAUCGGUGAUAAGAGCACCAAUCGCCAACGAAAUGCACCCAGUCCAGAUGGAGAUCGCAAGGAAAUGAAAAUUUUAUUCUUCGAUCUUACAUAUUACAACACGACCACGCAAUUUUUGCUAUGCUGCGCCGGCGUUUUCGUUCUCUAUUUACUGUACGGAUACAUGCAGGAGUUGAUUUUCACACUGGAUGGAUUCAAACCGUACGGAUGGUUCCUAACGUUGAUUCAAUUCGCGUACUAUACCGCGUUUGGCUACAUAGAGCGAUUCAUGGAACGGGUCAAAACUCCCCGGUGUAUUCCGAUGAGAACGUACGUUCUGUUGGCGUUUCUAACCCUCGGUACCAUGGGUUUGUCCAAUUCAAGCCUCGGCUAUCUGAACUAUCCGACGCAGGUCAUCUUCAAAUGCUGCAAACUUGUUCCGGUGCUGAUCGGCAGCAUUCUGAUUCAGGGCAAAAAGCAUGGACCGCUGGAUUUUCUUGCUGCCUUUGCAAUGUGCACCGGGCUGACGCUGUUUACAUUGGCCGACUCACAGGUGUCGCCUAAUUUUAACACAUUCGGUGUGGUUCUAAUUUCGCUGGCUCUGCUGUGUGAUGCCGCCAUCGGUAAUGUUCAAGAGAAGGCCAUGCGAGAGCACAAGGCACCUAACAACGAGGUUGUGAUUUAUUCGUACGGAAUCGGUUUCGUCUACCUGUCGGUGAUCAUGCUCGUUACAGGGAACUUGUUUACCGGGAUCGUCUUUUGCAUGGAGCAUCCGGUCGAAACCUACGGCUACGCUUUCCUAUUCAGCUUAUCGGGUUACCUAGGUAUCCAAAUUGUUCUUACCCUUGUCCGAACGUGUGGAGCUCCGCUGGCAGCAACCGUAACGACCGCCAGGAAAGCUGUUACCAUUGCAUUGUCGUUCGUAUUUUUUAGCAAACCGUUCACCAUAAAUUACCUAUGGUCCGGAUUGAUUGUGGUGCUAGGAAUCUAUCUCAAUGUUUACAGUAAGCGAAGCAAACUUACAUUCGGCGAUAUUAAUAAAGUUUUGAAGCGAGUAUACUACAAAGUGGCAUUCCGUGGGGGAAGUUCUUCGGCUAGUUCCAAGAAGCUACUACUAGAAGUGUAAUAUAAGAUAGUGUUUAUUAAAUUAUUGUUCCACUGCGCUAGGUAACAUAAAUUAUCGAAACAUUAAAAAGG
Messenger RNA from Topomyia yanbarensis, 1431 nucleotides. It is a transcript of the gene Papst2, whose product is annotated as adenosine 3'-phospho 5'-phosphosulfate transporter 2. Gene Ontology annotation, biological process: transmembrane transport. Lineage: Eukaryota; Metazoa; Arthropoda; Insecta; Diptera; Culicidae. Bases 224 to 1360 code for a protein of 378 amino acids. Gene Ontology annotation, molecular function: 3'-phosphoadenosine 5'-phosphosulfate transmembrane transporter activity. The transcript is spliced from 3 exons. Gene Ontology annotation, cellular component: Golgi membrane; endoplasmic reticulum membrane. The record is from RefSeq and is a predicted model, not a curated record.